AUGACGGAGAAGUGGUUGGGAAGGUUGCUACCAAGACUGAUGAGUCCAUCGUUAACUAAGAAUGUGGCUGCGAUGGGUUGGACAGAAGGCGGCCGAAGUGGAUUUGGGCGGUUUGCCGAACCGCCAUUGACUGCUAUUUUGAAGGGGUUCGAAUUAUGCUUAGACGCUACGACCACGUCCAUAUCUCUGUUCACUGGAGCUGCGUAUUUGUUGAAGGGCGUAAUGGACCAGUUCUCACUCUUGUCGGCCAAGCUCGUGAAGCAGAGCGGAUAUGACCCUGCGAACGGUGUGCAUCUUGUAGAGCACGGUGAAAAGGAAUUGUUUCUUGAGUUAUAUGCGUUGCAAGGGCCACACCUUGGUGGCCAGCAGGAGUGGCACAAUUACUACUACUAG
Laetiporus sulphureus 93-53 is the source of this 393-nucleotide messenger RNA. RefSeq lists its product as uncharacterized. The record is from RefSeq and is a predicted model, not a curated record. NCBI's taxonomy places the organism in Eukaryota, Fungi, Basidiomycota, Agaricomycetes, Polyporales, Laetiporaceae. The transcript is spliced from 3 exons. Bases 1 to 393 code for a protein of 130 amino acids.